AUGUCUCGACCAUGGAUGACAUCCAAGUCCGGAUUCUCAGAAACUCCGUCAGAUGUCAAGCCAUCAUUAAAAACAGCUUGGGAUGAUGAUCCUGAAGAUUACAAAAACCUAUUCAAUAUUUCUUCAGUACAGUCUUCAUUAUCAUCAACACCACAAAUCAAACCUGCAUCUCAAACAAAGCGCAAGUCUCCAUGGAGUCCUGGCUCUUCAUCACGCCCUAAAAAGCUCAAGCGCCAACAAUCUCUUAAAGAAACUCUUCCUGUUGCUUUGAAAAAUACAACUCCAUUCAUUGGUCUUAGCAAAGAACAGCGUAAAGUUCUAGAACUGGCAAAAACUGGGAAAUCAAUCUUCUUCACAGGUGCUGCAGGUACAGGCAAAUCGUUUCUCCUAAGUCAUAUCAUUGAGGCUCUUAAAAAAAGAUUCAAACCUCAAGGAAAUUUCCCUGCUGUUCAGGUCACAUCUUCCACAGGUUUGGCUGCCAUUAGUAUUGGUGGAACAACUCUUCAUCGCUUUGCUGGUAUUGGUUUGGGAGAUAGCAGUCCUCGCCACUUGGCUGAAAGAAUCAACCGCACCAAAACAACAAAAGAACGCUGGAAAUCUACUCGGGUUCUCAUCAUUGAUGAAAUUUCUAUGGUAGAUGGUGUACUGUUUACUAAAAUUGAAGAAAUUGCCCGCCUGGUUCGAGGUAGCGAUGACCCCUUUGGUGGAAUCCAGCUCAUUGUCACUGGUGACUUUUUCCAACUACCUCCCAUCAAUAAAAAAUCUAAAGCCUCUUUUGCAUUUGAAACCGAGGCUUGGACACGAUGCAUUUCCCACUCACUGGUCCUUGAAGAAGUUUUCCGUCAAAAGGGUGACUCGCGCUUUAUCGAUAUUCUCAAUGCCAUGCGCAGAGGUCUUCUUACAAAGGAAAUGAAAGACACUCUCCAAAAACUUUCCAGACCUAUCACAUACCCAGAUGGAUUGGAGCCCACUGAACUUUAUGCUAUCCGUGAAGAUGUUGCAAAGUCCAACGCAAGGCGUCUCAAACAACUUAAAGGUAUAAGGUACAUUUACUCACAAUCAGACAAAAAUGUUGCAAAUAUGGACCCUAUUCGUAUAGACAAAUUAUUUAACGACGCAGCAACUAUUAGUCCUUCUCUUGAACUUUGUGUCGACUGCCAGGUCAUGGUCACGCGCAACUUGCCCGAAUUAAAGCUAGCUAAUGGAACUUUGGGCCGUAUUAUUGGGUUUGUCAGUGGAGAUCGUUAUAAAGAAAUUUCUAUUAAUGCCAUGAAUAGAAACAUUAAUGAAAAUAGCCCUGAGUUUGAGCGUAUGGUUAUUGCUGGUCAAGCCCAAAUGGAAACCAAAAUGAGGGUCCAAACAAUGAACUCAUUUGUCAAAAUGCAAGCCAAUAACACCAUUGUAAGUAUCAGUUGUGCUGGCGCUGCUUUCAGAGCUGAUUCCAAUCUUGAAAAUAUGAAUUCUCUUGCCGAUAUUUUUUCCACAAUGCUACCGCUCCCCAUUGUGCGCUUCUCUCUUGACCCAUAUGGAAUCGAAACUUAUACCACAGCUGUGCCUCCAUUCAGAUAUGAUCUUAUUCUUCCUCCAAGUGUUGCUGAAAGACGUAGUAAUCCGGAAGUUAUUUCUCGAACCCAAAUCCCCCUAGUCCAUUCAUGGGCAAUGUCCAUCCAUAAAGCCCAGGGUCAAACACUCCCCAGAGUCAAGGUCGAUCUCGGCAGAAUCUUUGAAAAUGGUCAUGCCUACGUUGCAAUCUCCCGUGCAACCUCCAUGGACUCACUCCAGAUUUCUAACUUCUGCCCUGAAAAAGUCACCGUCAAUACUACAGUCGCCAACUUUUACCGAAAAAUGAAAGAGCAAGCUGAAAAACAAAAUGAAGUCAAAAAACCUCAGCAACCAACCAUUACAUAUAGUGUAUCUGUAGAUGCCGAUGACGGCUUUGAUUAA
Molecule: messenger RNA, 1944 nt
Organism: Magnusiomyces paraingens
Lineage: Eukaryota; Fungi; Ascomycota; Dipodascomycetes; Dipodascales; Dipodascaceae
Exons: 1
Coding region: 1-1944 (647 amino acids)
Biological process (GO): DNA repair; telomere maintenance
Molecular function (GO): DNA helicase activity; ATP hydrolysis activity
Source: RefSeq, a predicted model, not a curated record